CGUCGCCGUGUCGCCCGGCGGUCAGAGGAACCCGGUGGCGUCGACCCACAGCGUCUCCAACGCCACCACGCCCGACCGCCUCCGCUUCCCCCGGGGCACGGCGAGCCGCAGCACCUUCCACGGUGGGCAGCUGAGAGACCGCCGCACCGCCACCUACAACGGACCGCCCGCCUCCCCCACCCUUUCCCACGACGCCACGCCCCUCUCCCAGACCCGCAGCCGUGGAACCAGCAACCUGUUCUCCAAACUGACCUCCAAACUGACCCGCAGAUUAUUCAGAUAAAACUACACAAAAACAAAACGUUUGUGGACUCCUGGUCCUGGUGGAUCUGGUCCUUCUUCCCCUCAUAAAGACUCUAAACCUGGUUCUGGCUGAUUCUGCUUACGGGUCACUGGAUCCAGUUUAAACCGGUUCUAACCAGGUUGGUUGUGUUCUGGUUGUGAAGCUGGACUCUUUAAUCCAGAUUUGAAUCUGAUGUGUGUGUAAACGCUCUGAGCCUGGUUCACUAACCCACCUUCAUCGCAUGUCUUCCUCACUUCCUGCAGCUGCUUUGUUUUUUUUACCUCACUUCUAAAAAAAACAAAACUUUUUCUUCACUUUAUUUUUCACAACAAAAACUCACUUUUUUUCUCU
Molecule: messenger RNA, 634 nt
Organism: Austrofundulus limnaeus
Lineage: Eukaryota; Metazoa; Chordata; Actinopteri; Cyprinodontiformes; Rivulidae
Product: MAP/microtubule affinity-regulating kinase 3
Source: RefSeq, a predicted model, not a curated record